Messenger RNA from Exophiala dermatitidis NIH/UT8656, 1707 nucleotides. RefSeq names its product T-complex protein 1 subunit alpha. The transcript has a single exon. The record is from RefSeq and is a predicted model, not a curated record. The coding region runs from base 1 to 1707 and encodes 568 amino acids. Lineage: Eukaryota; Fungi; Ascomycota; Eurotiomycetes; Chaetothyriales; Herpotrichiellaceae. Gene Ontology annotation, cellular component: chaperonin-containing T-complex. Gene Ontology annotation, molecular function: ATP hydrolysis activity; ATP-dependent protein folding chaperone; ATP binding. Gene Ontology annotation, biological process: protein folding.
AUGGCCGGCCUUUUCGAAGCCCCGCGCAACGCGGGCACCCUUUUCCUCGGGGGCACCAAGAUCAGCGGGCCGGACAUUCGAGAGCAAAAUGUCCUGGCAACACAGGCGAUAGCAAAUGUGGUCAAAUCGUCGUUCGGGCCUUCUGGGUUGGACAAGAUGAUGGUGGACGACAUCGGUGACGUGACGGUGACCAACGACGGGGCGACCAUCUUGAGUCUGCUUGACGUGGAGCAUCCGGCCGGCAAGAUUCUGGUUGAUCUUGCACACCAGCAGGACAAGGAGGUGGGAGAUGGAACGACAUCGGUUGUGCUCAUCGCGGCCGAAUUGCUCCGGCGAGCCAACGAGUUGAUGAAGAACCGGAUCCAUCCGACCGUCAUAAUCACGGGCUACCGUCUCGCCCUGCGCGAGGCGGUCAAGUACAUGCAGGAAAACAUCAGCACAAGAGUGGAGACGCUGGGGAGGGAAAGCCUGAUCAACAUUGCAAAGACAUCGAUGUCGAGCAAAAUCAUCGGUGCCGACGCCGACUUCUUCGCCAACAUGGUGGUCGACGCCAUGCAGUCUGUCAAAUCGGUCAACCCGCAAAGAAACGAGGUCAAGUACCCGGUCAAGGCGGUCAACAUCCUCAAAGCCCACGGAAAGAGUGCGACCGAGUCGAUACUAGUCAAAGGAUAUGCGCUGAAUUGCACGGUUGCCUCGCAGGCCAUGAAGACCAGGAUAACCGACGCCAAAAUCGCUUGCCUCGACAUCAACCUGCAAAAGGAACGGAUGAAGCUGGGUGUUCAGAUCACAGUCGAAGACCCGGAUCAGUUGGAAAAGAUCCGCGAAAGGGAAGCCGGCAUUGUUCUCGACCGGGUCGAGAUGAUCCUGAAGGCCGGGGCGAAUGUGGUCUUGACCACCAAGGGGAUCGAUGAUCUCGUUCUGAAGCUGUUUGUGGAGCGUGGGUGCAUGGCCGUGCGGAGAUGUAAAAAGGAGGAUCUACGACGGAUAGCAAAAGCCACGGGCGCCACGCUGAUCAGUACGCUUUCGGACAUGAACGGAGACGAGAAAUUCGAAAAGGAAUAUCUCGGCCAUGCAGACGAAGUGGUGCAGGAACGGAUAUCCGACGACGAAUGUAUCCUCGUGAAGGGAACAAAGGCCUUCUCGUCUGCAUCGAUUAUCCUGCGGGGUUCGAAUGACUAUCAACUCGACGAAAUGGAGCGGUCAGUCCACGAUUCGUUAUCGGCCGUCAAACGAACUCUGGAAUCUGGCAGCAUCGUUCCCGGUGGCGGUGCGGUCGAGACGGCAUUGCACAUCUAUCUCGAAGAGUUCGCCAUGACCGUUUCGUCGCGAGAACAGCUGGCAAUCGGCGAGUUCUCCCAGUCUCUGCUCAUCGUUCCCAAGACAUUGGCUGUCAACGCCGCCAAAGAUGCUUCGGAACUCGUGGCCCAAUUGCGCGUUCGCCAUGCUCUCAGCCAGAGAGUGCAGGAAGGCGAUGCUAAUGAGAGGGAAAAGGAUCUCGAGAAGAAGAAACAGUACAAAAACUAUGGCCUCGACCUGACUAAAGGCAAGGUCACCGACGUCGUCAAGAUGGGUGUGCUGGAACCCAGCAUGAGCAAGGUCAAACAGCUCAAGAGUGCUGUCGAGGCUUGCAUUUCCAUCAUGAGAAUAGACACCUUGAUCAAGCUAGAUCCCCCGGAGCAAAAAGAAGAUGAUGGUCAUGGACAUUGA